Messenger RNA from Bombina bombina (fire-bellied toad), 1786 nucleotides. Its product is annotated as chemerin-like receptor 1. Gene Ontology annotation, biological process: phospholipase C-activating G protein-coupled receptor signaling pathway; complement receptor mediated signaling pathway; positive regulation of cytosolic calcium ion concentration. Gene Ontology annotation, cellular component: plasma membrane. The record is from RefSeq and is a predicted model, not a curated record. The transcript has 2 exons. Gene Ontology annotation, molecular function: G protein-coupled receptor activity; complement receptor activity. NCBI's taxonomy places the organism in Eukaryota, Metazoa, Chordata, Amphibia, Anura, Bombinatoridae. Bases 39 to 1277 code for a protein of 412 amino acids.
UUAACAGCAAUCUUUUCUUAAGGACAGAUAAUUCCUAAAUGACAGAAUUAACAGGUCUGAUCAAUGAAGGAAAGAUGCUCUCUGAAAGUCUUUGUUACUUCUUUUGGGAUUUAAAGAAUAUUUCUGAACCUGAAAACAGUCCUGCAAGUAUCACUAGUCCACUGGCAAUCACAUAUACCAGCUUUGUGGUGACCAUGAUUUAUUGCAUUAUUGGGUUAAUCAGCAACGCUAUUGUCAUCUCUAUUACUGGAUUCAUAAUGAAGGAAAAACGAUCUAAUAUUUGGUUUUUUCAUUUAGCUGUUACAGAUUUUCUCUUUUUGCUUUUCUUACCUUUCAAUGCUGUUUCUGAGUUUAAUGGUAGUUGGCAGUAUGGGUCCCAUCUGUGCAAAAUGUAUCAUUUCCUUUCCAAUUGUAAUAUAUAUGCCAGUAUUUUUAUCAUUACUGCACUAAAUAUUGAUCGUGUUUUGUCUGUUGCUAAACCCAUUUGGCAUUCCAGGUUCCUGUCUCCAAAAGUUUCAUUUUGGACCUGCACAUUAAUUUGGGUAAUCACAGUACUUGGAAGUCUUCCGGCAGCAUUUUUCAGUGAUGAAUACAAUAUUGCAGGAGAAACACAAUGUUUUUUGGGCUAUGUUGGAUAUAAUUCAACUGCCAUGGAAAGCAUAGGAGACCCAAUAAAAGAAUUUAGUGAUAAUAAUGAAAGCAAUAAUGAAACUCGAGUAGUAUAUUCAGCAGUGCCCCUCUUUCUAAAAACUGUAAAGUACUACUUUUUUACAACUUUUGAGGAGCACAUUUUUGAAGAACUUCCUCGUUACAGACAACAAUGUAAAAGUAAUGAGUGUUGUGCUACUGAAGACAAAUUAACAAAAUGGAACCAGAUGUUGUUAACUACAGAGAGACUUACAAUUCCUCUUAUAGUUAUUGGUUACUUUAUUCCUCUGUGUGUUAUUCUAUUUUCCAAUCUAACAAUUGCUAUAAAAGUAAGAAAUUCCAAAAGUGUAAAUACUUCCAGGCUGUACAGGAUCGUAAUUACUGUGGUUCUGGUUUAUUUUUUUACAUGGACACCAUUGGUGAUAGCAGAGAUUAUUUUCUUGGUGGCUGCUCACAAUAUGGAUUUUUCACUACUGUCUAAGAUCAGUAUGAUUUUACCCUUACUGACCAGCAUAGCUUAUUCCAACUGCUGUCUUAAUCCCAUCAUGUAUGUGCUAAUUGGAAGAAAUGUAAAAGAUAUACUCAGAGAUUUUGUAUAUAGUAUUACACAAAGUUUUUCAAAGAGUUAGUUUUCAUGGACAAAAUGAUCAUAAAAAAUGUAAACCUAAAAGUGUAAUCCUCACUUUAAUACCAAAUAAUAUUCUUUACACUAACAGCAUAAUGUAUUGCCUCAUAAAUCUAUGACAUCAUCAUAUAAAACGUAGGACAAAUAGAACACAAUAGUAAAUAUAUUUUGAGAAAAAUAGAACACAAUAUGAUUUUUGUAUCUAAAUUAUGGCAUUUAUGAAUGACAGCCUAAAAGUUUAGGUUUCUAAUUUUCAGCAUUAUUAAUAGAUGACAUAAAGGUCCGUCAUUAUAAAGAUAAUGGCAACGUCUUUGUUAAAUAUUAUUCUAUGACACAUAAUGUUUAGGGUACUGGCUUUAAAAUAAAGGAUCAGUAUACUGUUACUUGCAGGGAAAUCAGCUUUCUUAUAUAUUAUCACUUUCUGUAUACAUACAUGCUUCUUUAUAUUACCUCUGUCUGUAUACCAAAGUCCAAUUCUAAUAGAGAACAAUUAAAAAUGAACAUUUUAAUGAU